This is a messenger RNA of Ornithorhynchus anatinus (platypus), 2559 nucleotides long. It is a transcript of the gene LMF2, whose product is annotated as lipase maturation factor 2. The record is from RefSeq and is a predicted model, not a curated record. Gene Ontology annotation, cellular component: endoplasmic reticulum membrane. Lineage: Eukaryota; Metazoa; Chordata; Mammalia; Monotremata; Ornithorhynchidae. Gene Ontology annotation, biological process: protein maturation.
CCGCUCGGCUCGGCUCGGCUGGGCUCGGCUCGGCUCGGCUCGGCUGGGGCCAUGGGGGACGCCACGCGGCUGCCCCGCCAGCUCUUCCUGCAGGGUGUGGCCGUGGCCUUCCUGUUCGCCUUCGCCUCCCUCUACACGCAGAUCCCAGGCCUGUAUGGGAGAGAGGGGAUCCUGCCCGCACGCCGGAUGCUGAGGCCCCUGGGGAAGGGGCCCUGGGAGCUGCUGUGGGAGUCGCCGACGCUGCUAUGGCUGGGCCCGCGCCUGGGGCUGGACACGGAGCAGGCCAUGGAGCUGCUGUGCCUCCUGGGGACUCUGGGCAGCCUGGGAGCUCUACUGCUGAAGCCGCUGCGCCACGGCCUCCUCUACCUCCUCCUGUGGGGUCUCUACCUCUCCCUCUACCAGGUGGGCCAGGUGUUCCUGUACUUCCAGUGGGACUCCCUGCUGCUGGAGACGGGCUUCCUGGCUGUGCUGGUGGCUCCCCUGGGGCUGAGCGGACCGGGGGGCCGGGCCGGGGGGCGGACCGGGGGCAAGGCGCCGGGCGGCUGGCCCCAUGAGCCGCUGCCCUUCUGGUUGGUGCGCUGGCUGCUCUUCCGCCUCAUGUUCGCCUCCGGCGUGGUCAAGCUGAGCAGCCGCUGCCCCACGUGGUGGGGGCUCACAGCGCUGACCUACCACUAUGAGACGCAGUGCCUGCCCACGCCGGCGGCCUGGCUGGCCCACCAGCUCCCGGUCUGGCUGCACAAGCUCAGCGUGGUGGCCACCUUCGUCAUCGAGAUCGCGCUGCCUCCCCUCUUCUUCGCCCCUACCCGCCGCCUGCGCCUGGCUGCCUUCUACGCCCAGGUGCUGCUCCAAGUGCUGAUCAUCAUCACGGGCAACUACAGUUUCUUCAACCUGCUGACCCUCGUGCUGACCACCUCCCUGCUGGACGAGCAGCACCUGGCCCCGUGGCUCGGCCGGACCCGCCGGAAGGCCCCUCCCCGCUCCUGGCUCCGCUCCCUGCUGGCCCUGCUGACCCUGCUGGUGGAAGUGGCCGUCUUUGGGCUCCUGGGCUAUGGCACCGUGUCCUGCUUUGGGCUGGAGUUGGAUAAGGAGCAGCGUCUCGUCCAUUCCAAGACGGCUUUCACCUUCCACGAGUUCUCGCAGUGGCUGCGGGCUGUGAUACUGCCGACCGUGGGCCUGGGAGUGGUGGCUCUGGCCUGGGAACUGCUGACAGCCCUGUACAGGUGUGGCCAGGUCCGGGGCUGCCUAGGGAAGCUCUGGGCCAUGGCCCAGUUGUCCAUCUUCGGCGCAGCCACCGUGGCCAUGUUCAUCAUCAGCCUGGUACCGUACACCUACUUGGAGCCCGGGGCUAACGGGCGGUUGUGGCCCGGGGCCCACCAGAUGUUCCGGGCUGUGGAGCACCUGCAGCUGGCCAACUCCUACGGGCUCUUCCGUCGCAUGACUGGCCUCGGGGGGCGGCCGGAGGUGGUGCUGGAAGGCAGCUAUGACCGGGAGCACUGGACGGAGAUCGAGUUCAUGUUCAAGCCUGGGAACUUGAGCCGGCACCCCCCCGUGGUGGCCCCCCACCAGCCCCGUCUGGACUGGCAGAUGUGGUUUGCCGCACUUGGGCCUCACAGCCACAGCCCGUGGUUCACCAGCUUCGUCUACCGCCUGCUGCAGGGCCAGAGGGAGGUGAUCCGCCUGAUCCAGAGCGAUGAGUCCAGAUACCCAUUCCGGGAACAACCGCCCAUCUACAUCCGGGCUCAGCUUUACAAGUACUGGUUCUCCCAGCCCGGAGAGCAGGGGCGCUGGUGGCGGCGACAGUGGGUGGAGGAGUUUUACCCCACAGUGAGUCUCGGGGACCCCGUGUUGGACUCGCUACUCAACCAGUUUGGACUGAAGGACAAGACCCCCCCUCGGCUCCGCGCCUCAGCCGCCCCCCUGCCCCAGGCCCUGCGGCUAGUGCGGGAGCAGCUGUCGGCGCUGGGGCCCCUGGCCGUGCUCUGGACGCUGGUCUGCACGGCCGCGGCCGUCCGGCUGCUGCACGUCCUGCUCUCCCGCAACCCCCGCCCCUCCCGGCCCCCGCGGCGGCCAGAGGGGUCCACGGGAGAGAAGAACGGGGCAGCCCCCAGGAGAGAUGGGGUCGAACGGCCCCGGGCCCAGCCUCCUCAGGCCCCCACAGGCUCCCGCCACGCCCGCCGGAAACAGUAGCCUCUCUCGCUGGGGGAGCGUGGCCUCCCCCUGCCUCCCUUGACUCUCCCCACCCCCACUCCCCACCCUAGGCCGCCCGGGGCAGAAAGUGGCCUGGCACCUUCAGUGGAGGGACGGGGGACAACUCCAGUUGUUCCUGUGGGGGCGGUGGUGGGGAGAAUUGCUCCGUCCAGGACGGCCCCCAGCCAUGGGGUUUAACGGCAGGAGGGGGUCGUGGCCUUCCCCCUCACUCCCCCGAAUGCCUUAAUGUCUGUGUGCCCUCUUCCUUCUGCCCCAUGAUUGCGCACAGGCCCAAGGACAGCAGCGCCACACUAGGCCUCGGCACAACGCCUGCCCCCCUUCACGUUUUCUAAAUAAACUUUCCACGGAGCA